AUACAUCGUACAUUUAGCUAAACCAACCAACGUACGUUCCACAACGAACGCGUUGCUGCGCAGCAAAACGCGGAAUAUAUUUUGGAAACCAGCGCAUCGCGGAAGCGUCUGCUUUGCAGCUGCCGCAGACGAUUGCAGAAAGGAGCGGUCGUUGUGCGGUAUCAUGCCAGUGCAAGCGGCCGCCGGCUGGGGAUUUUUGCUGAUUUUUCAAAGACCCUUUGAGUGGUGCAUUUCAUGCGUAUACGUGCCGGUGCAGGUACAAAGUGCAGCGGUUUUUAUUGCUGUUUUUACGGCGCAAAGGCGGCCUAUUUGGAGCGCGCGGCGAUCGGAUAUCUGCGGGCAAAUUGCGCUUAAUCCCGGGUCUGAUCUGCUUGCUGGAUGAUUGCGUGCGCGGUUAAAGUGGGGAUUACACUGGAUCGCGUUGCAUUGAUCGCGAGCGAGAAUGUGCCGGCGCAUUCGCGUAAUUUGAUACUAUUUUUGAUCUCCGCGUUCCGCCCGAGUGAUUUCUCAGCGCCGUCUGGUUGUUAUUUGCAUCUGCGCGGAAGCCGUUGAAAUUUUGUGUAUUAUACCGGUAAAAAUGGCGGAGGAGCGUCGGCAGUCGCUGAUGGAGCUGGCGCGGACCAGCGACGGCCGCCGCAGCAUCGUCCACGACUCGGAGAUGACCAUGGACUUUUUGCUGACCAAUCUGCAGACGCCGGCCCACCGCCUGCCGGGCCGCUAUCAGGCGCUGCUGUUUGCGGCGCUUAAUUCGUGCAUGUUCAUCGUGGUCUUCAACGACCUGUGCACCAUCUUCUACGCCAUGGAGCCCUCGCACUCCCUCUGCACACCGGACGCCCCGGCCCUCUACUCCCUCCCCGACAACGCCAGCGUCCUCUUCGUCAACGCCUCGCGCUGGAUGCACAUCAACCAGACGGCCGACGAUCCGGCGGGCUGUGCGGCGUUCAACGCGCUGCCGCCCGCGGAGGUGCAGCACUGCGACCGCACCAUGCGGCAUCAUUUCGACCUGUCGCCCAAGAUCACGACGCUAGUUAGCGAUUGGAAUUUAAUUUGCGGGCGGUUGUGGCGCGUGAACGCGGCGACGACGGUGUACUUUGUGGGCGUGAUGACGGGCAGCAUCGCCUUCGGCUACCUGGCCGACCGCUUCGGCCGGCGCAACUGCAUCACGGCCUGCUACAUCGGCUACCUCCCGCUGGCGGUGACGCUGACCUUUGUCCCGUACUACUGGUUGUUUCUCAUCAUGCGCUAUUUUCUGGGUUUCUUCGUGCAAGGACUGCAGAGCGUGUGUUUUGUGCUGCUGAUGGAAUACUGCCCGCCCCGAUACCGCGAAGUCCUGGGCGGCGUCCAGGGAUCGCUGAACAAUUUCGGGAUUAUUGUGCUGAGCAGUAUCGCCUAUCUGGCCGGCCACUGGCGGACUAUCCAGCUGUGUCUGGCGCUUUUGAGCGUCGUGGCGCUGGCCAAGCCACUUGUGAUGAAGGAGUCGCUGCGCUGGCUGAUGGUGCACAACCGCACAGAGACGGCCAAGGACACGGCGCGCGCCAUACUCAAGUGGAAUAAACUGCCGGUCAGUCCGCAGCUGAUGAGCGUGCUGGACCGCAUCAGCGAGACGCUGCAGGCCGAACGCCGGGUGCAGUCCAACUACACCUGGGUCGACUGCUUCCGCACGCCCAAAAUCCGCCUCUACACCAUCGUGCAGUCCUUCCUGUGGUUCACGACGUUGUUCGUGUAUUACGGGAUCUCCUUCUCCAUCAGCAAUCUCAGCGGCAGUCCCUACCUGAACGCCAUCCUGGCGGCGGUGGCCGAAUUGCCGGCUUGCGCCAUCGCCGUGCUCGUCAUGCGCCGGUUCGGCCGGAAGCCGCCGCUCAUGGCGUACUACGGCUUGUGCGGCGUCUUGUCGACCGCCGCCGGGCUGCUGUCCUUCGUGGGCGGCGACGCGGUGGCGACGGUGCGCACGGUGGUGAUCCUGGCGGCGCGAUUCUGCCUGGUGGGCAGCUACGCCGUCGUCUUCCUCUUCGGCAGCGAACUCUUCCCCACCGUCAUCCGCAACACCGCCUUCGGCGUCUGCAUCUGCUGCCACACCGCCGGCGGCGUCGUCUGCCCCCAGAUCCUCCUCCUGGGUCAGUUGGUGCACGAAGCGGUGCCGUUCCUGGUGUUCGGCGGCUGUUGUCUGCUCUCCGCCGGCCUGGUCACCACGCAGCCGGAAACGCUGCACCGUCCCAUGCCCGACACCAUCGAGCAGGUGGAGAACCCCGCGCCCCCCCCUCCUCCACCCCCAUAACGUCCGCACCGCCUAGCGCUGGUCGGCUGGUCAGUGGCACUACGCCAGCUCCGCGUCUGUGAUUUGUUCGCCUCUUUGCAGCAAUUAAAUCAAUGCUCCACUCGUUUACGGUGUAUUAAACAUAACUGUGCAGUGGGAGCUGCUUGAUGGGACACAGAAGUAGUUGCCGCUUUUGGUUUCUUGCCAUUUAUUCUUGCUAUUAAAUGUAUUCUCGUUUUGAGUUGUAUAAACGUU
Paramacrobiotus metropolitanus is the source of this 2509-nucleotide messenger RNA. Its product is annotated as solute carrier family 22 member 6-A-like. The transcript is spliced from 8 exons. NCBI's taxonomy places the organism in Eukaryota, Metazoa, Tardigrada, Eutardigrada, Parachela, Macrobiotidae. Bases 578 to 2275 code for a protein of 565 amino acids. Gene Ontology annotation, cellular component: membrane. Gene Ontology annotation, molecular function: transmembrane transporter activity. The record is from RefSeq and is a predicted model, not a curated record. Gene Ontology annotation, biological process: transmembrane transport.